Molecule: messenger RNA, 312 nt
Organism: Heterocephalus glaber (naked mole-rat)
Lineage: Eukaryota; Metazoa; Chordata; Mammalia; Rodentia; Bathyergidae
Source: RefSeq, a predicted model, not a curated record
AUGUCACAGCAGAAGCAGCAAUCUCAGGAGGCUCCAGGUGCUCUCAAGUGCUCUCCUCCUCACCACCCCAAGCUCUACCUGGCUCCCUGCUCUGUUCCUUGUGGGGCUUCCCAUUCAGGAGGCUGCUAUUCCUGCUCCCCAAAGCCCCAGGCUCAGAGCCCAGCCUGCCCCAGGAGGGCUCGCUGGAAGCCCAGCUGUCUCAGUGGUGGCACAGUGCACUGCUGCAAAGAGAAGGAGUGCUAAGGUGACCUGUUGCAGAGGAGUGGGGCACAGGGACGACUGCUCUCGCCUCACCCCGACCUCAUGUGCUAA